Molecule: messenger RNA, 1864 nt
Organism: Chlamydomonas reinhardtii
Lineage: Eukaryota; Viridiplantae; Chlorophyta; Chlorophyceae; Chlamydomonadales; Chlamydomonadaceae
Exons: 4
Coding region: 135-1433 (432 amino acids)
Source: RefSeq, a predicted model, not a curated record
ACAUACUGUGCAAAGAGCCACGACAGGAGUUGUGUAUCUUGGAGCGGUCGCUUUUAUGCAGCAGCCGCGCCCGCAAUUGCGCAAGCAACACCUGCAGGCGUCGUGAGACUAAGCCCUGUCCUUGAAAGCAUUCCAUGGAGGAUACCGAACCUAGUAGUGAGCUGCGUCCGCAACAGCCGUCGCCGGUCGCCGCGGACCCCGCCGACUUGGCCGGCCCCUCCUCGCAGCAGCCGUGGAAGUAUGACAUCGCCACCGAGCAUGCCUCGCUGACGACCACCGGCGGCCGCAUCUGGGACGCGGCCCGGCGCCUGGCGAGCUACCUGGAAGCCAUGUCGGGGCCACUGGGGCUGCAGCGGCCGGGGCUGCGGGUGCUGGAGCUGGGCGCGGGACUGGGAUGGCUGGGCAUGACGCUGGCGCGCAACAUCCGCGUGGACCCCGGACAGGGCGGCAUGGUGGUGUUGACGGAGCAGGAGGCGGGCGGUGGACUGGACUGGCUGCGACACAACCUCCGCCUCAACGCAGCAGCCCUGGGGCUGCAGGGCGAGGGCCUGCUGGAGGGAGGGCUGCAGCAGGGGGGACCGCAGGCGGCAGCCUCGGUUGGGCAGCAAGAGGGGCAAGGGGGAGAAGGGGGGCAGCAGCAGCCGGCGGUGAGGGCGGAGGCGUGUGACUGGUUCCUGUACUGCAACCCCGACCUCACCACAGCACGUGCCGGUGCCGGUGCCGGUGCCGGGGAUAGGGGAGACCAGGGCAGCCAGGGCGGUGGCGGCGGUGGCGGCGGCGGCGGCGGCGCCAUCGGAGCAGCGGCAGGGAGCGCAACGGGCCAGGCCACCGCCAGCGCGGACGCGGGCACCGCCGCCGCCUCGCGCCGCUAUGCCGAGCCGCUGGCGCCGGGGGCCAGCCUUGCCGCGGCGGGGCUAGCAGCAGCAGCAACGACAACGGCAGCAACGACCGCAGCAACGGCAGUAGCAGCAACGGUAGCAACGACCGCAGCAACGGCAGCAGCAGCAGGGGCAGCUGGGGGCACUGGCGCUGACGGGUGUAGCGGCAGUGGGGGUAGUGGCACCGGUGCUGGAUCUGGCGCUGGUGGCGGCGGCGGCGGCGGCGGCGGCGAGUGGUUGUCGGGUGUGGCGUGGGACCUGAUCAUUGGCAGCGACCUGGUUUACAACGAGGUCGGGGCCGUGUACCUGCCGAGGGUGCUGCGGGCGCUGUCGCGGCCGGGGCACACACGUGUGCUGUACGCGCACACCAAACACCGCUUCGACACGUGGGACAUGCGGUUCUAUGAGGAGCUGGCGGCCCAGGGGCUGUCGCUGGCCGAGGUGUGGGAGACCGGAGCGCCCAGCCCGCCGCCCAGCCCGCCGCCGCUCACGGAGCUGUUCCCCGAUAUGCGGGUGGCGGUGUUCCAGAUAGGGCAGCAGCCGCCGCCCAGCUGAUGAGGAGAGGAGCUGAGUGAGGGGGGGGGCUUGGGGCUUGGAGCGGGUUCGAGCGGGUUGGAGAGGGGUUUGGUGGGUUUGAUGGGUUUAGAGGGGCGGGCGUGGUUCUGGUGUUGGGUUGAGGAGGUGCGCUGUAGGCGGGGCGGGGCAUGACGGUGCUGAGUGUGUGUGGGGGGGGAGGGGGGUUCGUGGACUUGACGUGACCCGUGUGAAGGGCGAGGAAAAGGCGGACGGCGUCCGUGCGCGGUGUUUUUGAUGGUUGGAUGGACUGAAGGACAAGUCAGGGCGAGUGGAGUGUUACAAUCAGGUUUGCAUUCCCUUGGUAUAUCAGGCAAUAUUUGAGGGGAAUCAGUUAUUGUGCGUUAGGCAACUUCGCGCGGCGCCAGUAACCAGUGGGGGCGACGUGACGGGUGGGAUUGGGAAGGCGCAUC